Molecule: messenger RNA, 1494 nt
Organism: Prunus armeniaca (apricot)
Lineage: Eukaryota; Viridiplantae; Streptophyta; Magnoliopsida; Rosales; Rosaceae
Source: the annotation of a GenBank genome assembly
AUGGCUGAACCUCUCAAAGAGAUCGAAUGCUUUCUCGACCUGGUGCCUGUCCAACUCACCAGAACCAACUAUUUUCUCUGGAAACCUUUGUUCAUCCGCACUCUAAAGGCCUACGACUUGGACUUGUUCAACAUCAUGGAAGGAGUCGAGCAGUGUCCACCACAAUUCGCGACGAAUGAAGAAAGGGACGAAAAUCCAGCCUAUACCGAUUGGAUUAUGAAGGACCAAACAUGCAUGGCCGUGAUCACUACAACUCUAUCAAAAUCCGUACUCCCCUACACCCUAGGUUGCACAAGCUCCAGAGCUCUGUGGCUAAACUUGGAGAUUCGAUUCACUACCGCUGCUAAAUCUCAUUGCUUGCGGCUCAAGGCUCGCAUGCAAAGCCUCAAGAAAGGAUGGAUGCAGUCAAUGGAGAAAUACCUAAAUUUGGCUGAAGAAAUUGCCAAUGAGCUCGCUGCCGGCGGAUAUCCCCUUGAAGAUUGUGAUUAUGUUGGUCACGUCCUUAGGGGACUUCCAUCUCAUUAUGAUGACUUUGUUGCGUGGAUGAGGGCUGGAGGGAAUAUUGCUGUGACUCGAGAAGAAUUGCAUGGUUUGCUUCUUCAAGAGUCCCGUAGGAGAAUUCAGCUUGAUUUUAUAGUACAACCCCUGCUCAUUGUCUGCAUUACUGUGAUCAUUGCUCUUAUUCGUCAACCUAAUUGUCCUCAUAGGCUAUUGGAUUAUGUUAUUGUGACUAGUUUGCAAGUCAAGCAGCCACUACUAACUAAAGCAGCAUGCAUCAACUGUCCCCUUGCCUUCAAAGUAAACGCUUGUUUGAUGCGCCAAUGUGGACUUGUAGAUAGUGGUCUCAAGUGCAUCAACUGUCCCCUUGCCUUCAAAGUAAAUGCUUAUUUGAUGCACGAAUGUGGUCUAGCUAAGUGGAAAAGAUCCUUGACUUCUGCUGCUGCUUUGCCUCUGCUGCCUGUCACCAAGGGGAUCAUGAAGCUCUCUUGUCCUUCCUUGGCUUUCAAGGUAUCAUCGCGGCAGCCAUUGAAUUGGUCUGCUUCUGUUAACUGUUGCUCAUGGGAAGGCAUAAGUUGCGGCCAAGAUGAUGGUCAUCAACGCGUCGUCGGUCCAUGGCUUCCUGGAAGAGGCUUAACUGGUCUUCUCCCAAGUGACUUGCUUUCCUCCCUCUCUAAUCUCCAGGUCCUUGACUUGAGCUCUAACAACUUCUCUGGCAACAUCCCUGAUCAGAUUUCUAACCUCACCAACUUAGAGAAAUUAAAUCUCUCUCACAACCAUCUAUCUGGAGAGUCCCUGGUUCUUUCCAGAGUUUGCUUUUGCUCUCUUCUUUCAGUGUGGCAUACAAUGAUCUUCAGGGCCUUGUACGUACCAUCCGGAGGUCAGUUUCGUAAUUUUAUCUUCUCCAGCUUUGAAGGGAUUCCAAGAUUACGUGGCCCUCCAACUACGCAUCUCUCUUGUCCUCAUCUAGAAUUACCAGCUCCUGAAAGAUCUUAA